UUUACACACUUCAGUGAGCUUUCAGCGCAGCAGCCGCAGCUAAACCGCAGCUGAGCGACGAUGCUCCGUGUUCGCGUCCACCGCGGAGACAAAGACAGACACACGGACAACACGGCGAAGCUCCGCUCGGUCCACACGGACGCCGAGGCCCCGGGAAGACGCUGAAGGAACAGCCGGUGACCGUGUGCUGUGUGACGGGAAGUGGGCGAGCGGACUGUCGGGCUCUGCUGCUGUGGAGCCGGGGCUCAGCGCGCGGGCAGGGCGGGGCGAGGUGAUGUUCAGGUUCCGGUAUAAGAGCAGCGAGAAAAUGGGAACCAGACAAGACGAGGAGGCGGAUUCAUACCGGAGACGAGAAUGAGGAGUUUGCCGCUGUGGAGUGAGCGGGCGGCGGUGUAAGGCCGCAGCAGGAGGCGGGAGGAGAAGCGUGUGUGCGGCGAACCUCCACCUCUUGUCAGACAGAAACAUGAGGUCCAUCCUGAAGCUCUGCUGUCUCUUCCUGGUCACCACCGGAGGAGUGGGUCACGUCUGGGCCACCGGGAACCUGACGGUGGACAGUGGGAACCAGGCUAACACCACAACCAGGGGCGGCUACAUCAGGAUCGGGGACGGGUCCUCGCAGGAGUUUGAGUUUCCUGAAAACACCCAUGGUGUGAUUGUGAUCUCCAGCCAGUACCAGAGUGCUUCUGCCAACAGGAAGGGCCGUCAGAGCUGGAAGCAGAUGUUGACCGUCCACUCCCUGGACCCCGAGGUCCUCUCCAUCCUGAAUGUGACCGACAGAGAACACGCCGGUCCCACAAGAAGCUACAUCAUCAGCAUCCGCUCCGGGGUCCCAGGCCGCGCUCAGCUGCAGAUCCAGCUACUGGACUUGGACCAGGACUCGGUGCCGGUUCUGGUUGAAGAGAGGACAGAUUAUUCCAUUAGAGUGGCACCUGACGGCGAUGACCCGGUCACGCGGCUUGUCCAGUCCAGCGGCCUGUCCCACUUCUCGGAGAACCCGGUGCUGUUCGCGCUGCUGCCCCUCAUCUUUGUCAACAAGUGUGCCUUCGGGUGUAAAGUGGAGGCGGAGGUUCUUCGGGGCCUCCUCAGGAGCCCUGCGCCCCUGCUCCUCGGGGUUCUGGGUCAGUUCCUGGUGAUGCCGCUGUACGCGUACUGCGUGUCCCGACUGGCCUCGCUGCCUAAAGCUCUCUCCCUGGGCUUGGUCAUCACCUGUUCCGCCCCAGGCGGCGGCGGUGGCUACCUGUACAGCCUGCUGCUGGGCGGCGACGUCACCCUCGCCAUCUCCAUGACCCUGGUGUCCACGGUGGUGGCGGUAGCAGCCAUGCCGCUGUCCUCAGCCCUGUACGGCCGGUUGCUGGGGGUUCACGCCGCUCUGCACGUGCCCUUUGUGAAGAUCCUGGGCACGCUCCUCUUCAUCGCCAUCCCCAUCUCGCUGGGCAUGCUGGUCAAGCUGCGUCUGCCCGCCCUCACACGCGUCCUACUGGCGCUCAUACGACCCUUCAGCUUCGUGCUCAUCGUGGGCGGGAUCUUCAUGGCCUACCAGAUGGGCGCGUCCAUCUUGGCCAACGUCCGGCCCCAGAUUGUGGCGGUUGGUGUGACGGUGCCUUUGCUGGGCCUGGUGGUCGGCGCCAUCUUGGCCAAACUGACGGGCCUGGCCCUGCCGCAGAGUAAGACGGUUAGCAUUGAGGUGGGCGUGCAGAACAGUCUGCUGGCGCUCGCCGUCAUGCAGCUGUCGUUCCGCAGGGUGGAGGCGGACUUUGCGUCCCAGGCGCCGUUCAUCGUGGCGCUCAGCAGCACGUCGGAGAUGCUGCUCAUCGUUCUUGGAUAUUUCGCCCAGCGCAAGUUGUGCGGUUCCGCCGUCCCCAGGAGUGACGCUUGAUUGUAGCCACGUUGUUUUUGGUUUGUGGAACUCUCUCUGGAAGCACGGACUCUUUCAAACCUGUGGACGUUUGUUUUCUUUGCACCAACAAUCAUGGAUCUUUUCUUGACCUUUGUCGUAAAAACCCGACGAUGAACGGACCUUUCUGUGAUUCUUUUGUUGUCGUUUUCAUACUUUUCGUGAAAACCAAAGGCCUUUCCCCCCGAUGAGACCUUUUUGUGUUUGUUUUACACAACGUACUUUGUAAAUCAAAAUUAUACUGUGAGGUACUCGGUGUAAAUAUUGCUACGAAGAGAAAUACCUAUGAAAGAAAAGAUAUUUUUCUACCAGAUUACUUUUUGUAAUCAAGAAAAGGAAAAAAAAAUAUUUCUAUCUUCAUGUUUACAAGAGGUCCAUGUGUCUUAGCCCGGUCUGUCCGUGCAGCGGGGGGAGGGGCGUGACGCUGGGGGGGGGGCGGGGUCAAAGUGGAAUCAAAUGGGAACACGCCGAUGUUUUUAAAGUGUUUAAUACUCAAAGGGUUUCCUGGAUUUAAGAAUUUGUGAUGUACUUGAAUAUUACAGACGAUCUGAAGAAAAAGUCAAUAAAAACGUUGUUGAAGCA
Molecule: messenger RNA, 2476 nt
Organism: Solea solea (common sole)
Lineage: Eukaryota; Metazoa; Chordata; Actinopteri; Pleuronectiformes; Soleidae
Gene: slc10a3
Product: solute carrier family 10 member 3
Exons: 2
Coding region: 464-1876 (470 amino acids)
Biological process (GO): bile acid and bile salt transport
Cellular component (GO): membrane
Molecular function (GO): bile acid:sodium symporter activity
Source: RefSeq, a predicted model, not a curated record